AAUUACUUACUCAACUAUUUUCUACAACCUCAGUUAAAUUCACCAUUAGAAACAAAAAAUUAAAAAACUUACUCUUCUUCUCCAUCACUCAGUCUUCUUCUUCUCCUUCAGGCUUCACCAUGUCCAACAAUGGCCAAGAUUCACUAACCACUGAGCCUAGGGCUCGACUGGUUGGCGGCACCGAAUACAGCUGGUGCAAAGCCGUGCCUGGCGGAACCGGUAUCGCGGUCGUAGCCCUUCUUUUAUCAGAAACCCCGAAUUUACAUCUUCUCCAAAAUGCCUUCCAUCAUCUCCAAAUUUCCCACCCUAUCCUCCGCUCUAAGCUCCACUUUGACACCUCCACCGCCACUUUCUCCUUCGUGACUCCUCCUUCAUCUCAUAUCCAAAUCCAAUUCUUCGAUCUUUCAUCAACUGCCACCAUUAUUUCCAAUAAUUCCGAUAAUACCCUUACCGUGACUCCUUACCAUAUCCUUCUAGAACACGAAAUAAACAAAAACUCCUGGUCGACGUCAAAUCCUGAAACUGACCUUGAACUGUUAUUCGCUAGCGUUUACACUCUAAGCGAAUCAGAGUGGGUGCUGGUACUGCGGCUACACACGGCGGCCUGUGACCGUGCGUCGGCGGUUUAUUUGCUAAGAGAACUGGUGAAGCUAGCAAGUGAUUGUAAUAACAAUAAUAAUCAGGAAUUAAAUGAGAAUAAUGAAAUUGGGUCGAAAAUUGAGGAUUUAAUUCCUAAUGGAAAAGCUAAUAAGCCAUUUUGGCUUAGAGGAAUGGAUGUGGUUGGGUAUUCAUUGAACUCUUUCAGAUUGGCGAAUUUGAGCUUUGUGGACUGUGAGUCGCCGAGAAUUUCUCAGGUGGUGAGGCUGCAAAUGAACUCAGAUGAAACGCAGAAGCUUCUUCAGGGCUGCGAGUCAAGAGGGAUUAAACUGUGUGCAGCCUUAGCAGCUGCUGGUUUGAUAGCAACAUAUUCCUCUGAAAACUUUCCUCAUGAGCAAAGGCAGAAGUAUGCUGUUGUAACCCUCGUAGACUGCCGUUCACUUCUCGACCCUGUCCUCAGCGUCCACCAUCUUGGAUUUUACCACUCUGCCAUCAUGAAUACACAUGACAUAAGUGGAGAUGACAAGCUAUGGGAGGUAGCAAAGAGAUGUUACAUGUCAUUUGCAAAUGCAAAGAACAACAACAAACACUUCACAGACAUGGGUGACUUGAACUUCCUAAUGGGCAAGGCAAUUGAUAAUCCAGGUUUAACUCCAUCAUCAGCAUUGAGAACUGCCUGCAUAUCUGUGUUUGAGGACCCUGUGAUUGAUGAUCAUAAUGAACUGUAUAAGGAGUUUGGAGUACAGGAUUUUAUAGGAUGUGCUUCUGUCCAUGGAGUCGGUCCGUCUGUUGCUGUAUUUGACACGAUCCGCAAUGGACAAUUGGAUUCUGCUUGUGUGUAUCCAUCUCCAUUGCAUUCAAGAGAGCAAAUGCAGAAUUUAAUUGGUGAUAUGAAAAGAAUUCUUGUGGACAGUUGUGUCAAUGUUGAGGAUGAGUAGAGCUAGAUUUCCUUUCAUGAACUUUGUAUUAUGGGAUGUAUAUAUUAUUUGUGUAUGGGCCGCUCCAUCAUUUUGUUUAGGCCCAUUUGAUACCCAAUGAUGGGUUUUUAACAAAUUAUGUUAUAUUGUAAUAAAAUGAAAUCAUAUCUUAAACUUUUUAUGGUUUUAUGUA
Molecule: messenger RNA, 1707 nt
Organism: Jatropha curcas
Lineage: Eukaryota; Viridiplantae; Streptophyta; Magnoliopsida; Malpighiales; Euphorbiaceae
Product: GATA zinc finger protein
Source: RefSeq, a predicted model, not a curated record